AUGGAUGCUAGAAUAUCGCCAGAGAUUCCGGGGAUCAUACAGCCCGGGAAUGUUACCCAGGACUUGAAGAUGCUCGUCUGCAAGCUUCUGAACUCCCCUAAGCCCUCGAAGACGUUCCCUGGUUCGCAACCUGUGUCCUUCCAACACUCGGAUAUCCGGGACAAACUGGUCGCCCAGGACUACUAUGUGUGUGAGAAGACCGACGGGCUGCGUGUGCUGAUGCUGGUGGUUGUGAACCCGAUCACCGGUGAGCAAGGGUGCUUCAUGAUAGACCGUGAGAACAACUACUACUUGGUCAACGGGUUCCACUUCCCAAGGUUGCCGCAGAAGAAGAAAGAGGAGCUGCUGGAGACGUCCCAGAAUGGUACGCUGAUAGACGGUGAGCUGGUCAUUCAGAAGAACCCCAUGACGAAGCUGCAGGAGUUGCGGUACCUGAUGUUCGACUGCUUGGCGAUUAACGGCAGGUCCCUAGUACAAUCCCCAACCAGUUCCAGAUUGGCGCACCUUGGGAAGGAGUUCUACAAGCCAUACUACGACCUGAGAUCGAUAUACCCCGACAAAUGUGCGACUUUCCCUUUCAAGCUCUCCAUGAAGCACAUGGACUUCAGUUACUCCCUGGUGAAGGUGGCCAACAGUCUCGACAAGCUGCCCCACUUGUCAGACGGUCUCAUCUUUACACCCGUGAGAACGCCAUACGCAGUGGGUGGUAAGGACUCCCUGCUUCUGAAAUGGAAGCCAGAACAAGAGAACUCAGUGGACUUUAAGCUAAUAUUGGAAAUACCGAUGACAGAGGACAAUUCGGUCGCAAAGAAGGACCCUAGGAGAUGGUAUUAUAACUACGAUGCCAAACCAACGUUUGCACUGUAUGUGUGGCAAGGUGGCUCCGAUGUCAACACAAAGCUACAAAACUUCGAACAACCAUUCGACAAGAGAGAAAUGCAAGUGCUGGAGAAGACAUACAAGAGGUUCGCAGAAUUAUCGAUUUCUGACGAGCAAUGGCAGGAGCUGAAGAACUUGGAAGAACCAUUAAACGGAAGAAUCGUGGAGUGUACUAAGGACCCAGAGACUGGAAGCUGGACUAUGCUUCGAUUCAGAGAUGACAAGCUAAAUGGUAAUCACACCUCUGUGGUUCAAAAAGUUCUGGAAAGUAUCAGUGACUCAGUGACAAUUGAUGACCUUGCUGAGUCCGUACCGGAAAUAAAAUCAGCAUGGGAUGAAAGAAAGAAUGGCGCGUACCAACAUCAUAGUAGUUCCUUUUCAGAGAGUAGGCAGCAACCUAAAGCCGAACCAGUUGCGGAGAAAAAGCAAACAGAACCAAAAUAUGUCGAUGACGAUGAUUGGUCUGACUAA
Nakaseomyces glabratus is the source of this 1350-nucleotide messenger RNA. It is a transcript of the gene CEG1, whose product is annotated as mRNA guanylyltransferase. Gene Ontology annotation, molecular function: mRNA guanylyltransferase activity; ATP binding. NCBI's taxonomy places the organism in Eukaryota, Fungi, Ascomycota, Saccharomycetes, Saccharomycetales, Saccharomycetaceae. The record is from RefSeq and is a predicted model, not a curated record. Gene Ontology annotation, biological process: 7-methylguanosine mRNA capping. Gene Ontology annotation, cellular component: mRNA capping enzyme complex.